Molecule: messenger RNA, 1482 nt
Organism: Closterium sp. NIES-65
Lineage: Eukaryota; Viridiplantae; Streptophyta; Zygnematophyceae; Desmidiales; Closteriaceae
Source: the annotation of a GenBank genome assembly
AUGGCUACCCCUAGUGUUCUUACCUUUGAUACUGAGGGUCGUGCUGUUGACUUUGAGGUCUGGGUCGAUGACCUCCAGCUGUUCCUACAGUGCGAUAGGGCAGACGGACUCUCCUUGUUCGAUCUCACCUCUGGUGCCUCCCCUGCCCCGCCUGCUACUGCUGACAGCACUGUUCGCUCUCAGUGGGCCACACGCGAUGCUGCUGCACGUCUUGCUGUGUGUCGCCACUUACCGACCACUGAGCGCGCGCACUUUAGCCAGUACAAGAGUGCUCAGACCUUGUACGACGCUGUAGUUGCACGCUACUCUUCCCCUGCCACUGCUGCACUGAGCCGCCUCAUGCUACCGUACCUCUUCCCUGACCUUGCUGCCUUCCCCCCAGGCGCUGACCUCAUUACGCACCUCCGCACUAGUGACACUCGCUACCGCGCUGCGCUUCCUGCUGAGGACCACUUCCUCUCAGUCUGCCCCACCACACUCACCGUUGACCUCCUCGAGGAGCGCCUCCUAGCAGCAGAGAAGAGCAUAGUCGCUGUAGGAGCCUCUCGUGGUGACCCUCGCACCCCCAUCUUUGAGGGGUGUUCCCCUUCCCCCCUCUUGCCCUCUGUUGCUUCUGCUGCUGCGGCCGACCUCGUUGGUUUCGAGUCGGUCGGCGCGGCGUCUGCCCCUAGCAGGAGACGCCGCACCAGCAAGGGCAAGGGGGGCAAGGGCACUGGAGGGGCUGGCGAGGGCGGUGGAGGUGGUGGUGGAGGCAGUGGAGGGGGUGGGGAUGGUGGUGGGAGUGGUGGCGGGGGUGGAGGUGUCGGUGGCAGCAGCGGAGGCUGCGGCAGUGGCGGAGGGAGCGGAGGCGGCGGAGGUGGCAGAGGCGGCGGAGGUGGUGGAGGCGGCGGAGGUGGCGGAGGCGGCGGCGGCGGCAGCGGUGGAGCUGGUCGUGGCUCUGGGCAGAGGAGUGGGUCCGGUGGUGGUCACCGCCAGCAGCAGCAGUGCAGUCGUGAGACCCUGUCCCCUCAGCAGCUUCGUGAGUGGUACGGUGGGCGUCAGCGAGGUGGGGGUACUGGUCCCUGCACCUACGUCCUCCGUACAGGCGACCGUGCUGGUCAGCAGUGCGGGGGCCCGCACUCCACCCAGCGCUGCUUCGGCCGCCUGACGGACGCGUGGCGUCACCAGUUCUCUGACGCCACUGAGAUCCAUCGCUGGGACGUUCUGUCUAGGGCUGGGGUUGCUAUCUUUGAUCUUGAUUAUGAUGCUAUUCUUGCUGCCAUGUAUGCUGUGUCUACUAGUGAUAAGGGUGACUGUUACGUGUGUGUUCCGCCUGACCCGGGCAUUGAGGCUGCUGCUCUAGGUGCUGGUGAGGCUGCUGCUCUAGGUGCUAGUGCGUCUGCUGCCCCAGGUGCUGCUGAGUCUGCUCUCUCAGGUACUACGUCGGCUCAGGCCUUGCACACCUUCACCCUUGACUCAGGUGCUUCCCGCUCCUUCUUUUGA